CCUCCGCCCGUCUCGCCUUCUCCAUGGACCGCGUCCCGACCGCGCUCUCGCGCACCUCCUCGACAAUGAGCGCGUCGAGCACGGCGAGCACGGACAGCCGCGAGAGCCUCAGCCGCGCGUGCACAAAGAGUGCGAACGCCGCGAACGCGGACAUCGCGAAGCGCACGCGCAGACGCUUCACGCACGCGCAGCUCUCCAUGCUCGAGACGCUCUACCACGAGACGUCGCACCCGUCGCGCGAGCAACGCGAGCGCGUCGCCGCCGAGGGCGCCAUGGAGAUCAAGUCCGUCACCAUCUGGUUCCAGAACAAACGCCAGACGGAGCGCCGCAUGGCCGUACUCCUCGCAAAGGACGCGACCCACGAGCACCCCUCCGCCCACAUCCAUACCCAUACCCAUACCCACACCCACCAAAAAAACACCGCCCCCCUCGGCCCCCGCCCCUCCCUCGAGCGCGUCGCGUCCCUCAGCGAGCUCCGCGCCCCGCACACCCCGCGCGCGCGCCGCACCGCCGGCAUGCCCUGGGACAACAUGCCCUCCUCGCCCUCGGGCCCGACGUCCCCCGCCGCGCGCGAGAGCGAGUACGUCGAGUUCGGCUCGCGCCGCACGCUCGAGUGGGCCUGCGCCCGGCACCGCGUGCGCCGGCGGACCGGCGCGCCGCACGCGCAGAGCGACGACACCGACGUCGACGAGCCGCACGAGGCGAUCACCCCGCGCUCGUCGAUCAGCCAGGACAGGGAGAGGGGACCGCAGGCGCUGGCGCGGAAGCCGACGAUGGAGGAGGUGCUGAUGGCGAACGAAAAGUCUGGUGCGCUGGACGCAGAGCGGACGCUGGAGAGCGUUGAUGAGGAGGACUGGAAGGCCGCGCUGGUUCUCUGCGGCCUCGGGCGUUCGUGA
Schizophyllum commune H4-8 is the source of this 896-nucleotide messenger RNA. RefSeq lists its product as uncharacterized. Lineage: Eukaryota; Fungi; Basidiomycota; Agaricomycetes; Agaricales; Schizophyllaceae. The record is from RefSeq and is a predicted model, not a curated record. Gene Ontology annotation, biological process: regulation of transcription by RNA polymerase II; cell differentiation. Bases 24 to 896 code for a protein of 290 amino acids. Gene Ontology annotation, molecular function: RNA polymerase II cis-regulatory region sequence-specific DNA binding. The transcript is spliced from 2 exons.